Dovyalis caffra is the source of this 274-nucleotide messenger RNA. The record is from the annotation of a GenBank genome assembly. NCBI's taxonomy places the organism in Eukaryota, Viridiplantae, Streptophyta, Magnoliopsida, Malpighiales, Salicaceae.
AUGAAAAUUCUCGACAAACAGACAAAACGGUCAGAGCCCGUUUCUGCAUUAAUGAGACAGAGACUGUGCAGCAGCAAGAGCGCCCUUAAGACAUCAUCAAUAGUUGUUAUGAUGGAGUCAAUGGAGUCUUGUGUCCCACCUGGAUUCAGGUUUCAUCCAACCGAUGAAGAGCUUGUGGGCUAUUAUCUAAGGAAGAAAGUUGCAUCACAAAAGAUUGAUCUUGAUGUUAUUAGAGAUAUUGAUCUUUACAGAAUCGAACCAUGGGAUCUGCAAG